Messenger RNA from Lodderomyces oxycetoniae, 1629 nucleotides. It is a transcript of the gene HNM1, whose product is annotated as Hnm1p. The coding region runs from base 1 to 1629 and encodes 542 amino acids. The transcript has a single exon. The record is from RefSeq and is a predicted model, not a curated record. Gene Ontology annotation, biological process: amino acid transport; transmembrane transport. Gene Ontology annotation, cellular component: membrane. NCBI's taxonomy places the organism in Eukaryota, Fungi, Ascomycota, Pichiomycetes, Serinales, Debaryomycetaceae. Gene Ontology annotation, molecular function: transmembrane transporter activity.
AUGAGUAGUAAAAUCGACAAGGAAGACCAAUCUCGUCCUUCGUCAUUAGUGUCGUUUCACGAUACCGAAAAAAUUAUGGAUGUAGAGGAUUCAAAGAGCUUUAUUUCGUUAAAACAAGGAAUAAAUGAUGGUGGUGUUGGUGGUGUUGGCGGCGGGGAGAUGAAGAGAAAUUUUUCGAAUCUAAGUCUUGCAAUGAUUGGGUUCUCUCUAACCAAUAGUUGGUUGGGUAUAUCGUCAAGUUUAGUCACUGGUAUUCAGUCUGGAGGUCCAAUUUUGAUUGUCUAUGGUAUAUUGAUUGUUGCCUCGGUAUCUGUUUGUAUUGCAGUGACCUUGGGAGAAAUGGCAAGUGCCAUGCCCUCUGCUGGUGGACAAUAUGUGUGGGCUCGUGUAUUGGCGCCAAAAAAGUAUUCUAGCUUUUGGGCUUAUAUAACAGGAAGCAUAUCAUGGGGUGGUUCCAUAUUCACUACAGCAUCAAUGUGUUUGGCACUAGCAUUGGAAUUAUUGGGUUUCUGGAACUUGUCCCAUCCACAACAUGAGACUCAGAAAUGGCAAAUCUUUAUCAUUUACAACAUUGUUAAUUGGUUUCUUUUCCUAUUCAAUAUCUGGCACAAGUACCUCCCUAUUGUAGGAAACAGCAUAUUCGGUAUUAGUUUGACUUCAUAUACUAUUAUUUUAAUCACCGUGUUGGUAUGUUCUAGGGGCAAUUACCAAAAUGCUUCUUUUGUGUUUGUUGAGUUUACAAAUGGAACAGGCUGGCCUUCUAAGGGAAUUGCAUUUAUUGUGGGCCUCAUUAACCCUGCAUGGUCCUUUUCGUGUCUCGAUAGUGUUACCCAUUUGAGUGAGGAAACUUCGCAACCAGAAAGGGAUAUCCCCAAGGCCGUCUUAUCUACAGUAGCAAUUGGGUUCGUCACCGCAUUCACCUACUCCAUUGCUAUGUUUUUUUGUAUAAACAAUCUUGAUGGAAUAGUCAACUCCAGCACAGGUAUGCCUAUUCUCGACAUUUACUAUCAGGCAUUGAAGAAUAAAGCUGGUGCAAUUUGUUUGGGUUCAUUGGUCUUUCUCACUGCUUCAGGCUGUACAGUGGCAUGUCAAACUUGGCAAGCGAGAUUGUGUUGGAGUUUUGCUAGAGACAACGGAUUGCCUUUGUCCAAGUACUUGUCAAUAAUUGACCCUAAAACAGGUGGUCCAUUGUACGCUCAUUUAUUUUCAACAAUUAUGGUUACUAUCGUAUCGGUCUUGGUUUUUUCAGACGCAGCAUUACAGGCUACAGCAUUAGCAUGUGUUUCUUUCUUACUUAUUGCAUAUUCCAUACCAACAAUUUGCUUGUUAAUGAGAAAACGUCAAAUCCGCCCAGGUCCAUUUUGGCUUGGAAGAAUUGGUACAUUUUGCAACAUCAUCUUGUUGUGUUGGUGUUUGUUUGCAUUGGUGUUCUUUUCAUUCCCUGCAUACUACCCAGUUACUGCUGCAGGAAUGAACUAUUUCUGUGUUGUUUUGGUUGUUUACGUGAUCUGCAUGCUUACAUAUUGGUGGUUCCCUAUGAAGAAAUACCGUUGCAAGGACAAUUUCCGCGGUGGACAACUAAAUCAAGAAGAAGUUGAGUUCCCAAACGUAUGCAUCAAUGCUUGGUAA